UUUACCUUGCACCUUCUACGUUAUAAAUCCAUAUUUUUUUUGCAUAUCUAGUAUUACCAAAAUUUGAAUCGAUUUUCGUGUUCAAAAUGGAAAAUUUUGCAUGGAGUAUUGCAAUAAUAAUGUGUACUUUACUGCUCAACAACAAUCCUCUUGCAGAUACCCACUUCAGAAUAUUUGGUGGAGAUGAGGCUAAUAUAGAGGACCACCCUUGGAUAGUUUCACUUUAUUUGGGUUCUAGACGCCUCUGUGGUGGGUCCCUGCUGAAUGAAGAUACGGUUCUUACAGCAGCUCACUGCUUUGGAUUCUCAUCCCGAUGGAGAUCAUACUCUAUCCUAGCAGGAACUGAUGAUAUAACUCAGUCAGGAACAAAAAUUCAAGUUAAAAAUGUGAAAUUACAUGAAAGGUACAUACCUUUGUUGGUUAUUAAUGAUAUAGCAAUUAUUAAGCUGGUUGAAAAAGUUGAGUUUUCCACGAAGAUUCAACCAGCAAAUUUGCCAAGCCAAGGUGACCAAUUACCAGUGGGAACAUCGCUUGUAGCUGCCGGUUGGGGAGCAUCUGAGAUAAAUGGGCCCCAAUCGGAUAUUCUCAAGUCAGCUGAAGUGAAAGUUCUUCCUCAGAAAACUUGCAAUCACCUAAAAAUAUUACGCAAAUGGGUUAUAUGUGCUGGAGAUAGAACAAACGGUGUUUAUAAGGGUGAUUCAGGAGGUCCUUUAGAACAUGAUGGUGUAGUAGUAGGUGUUGCAUCGUAUGUGACUCUAGAUUCUAACACUUACGGAGCAUUUACCAAUGUCGCCGAUUACCGUACAUGGAUCAAAAGAACAGCUGGUAUUUAAUUUGUCUAGAGUAAGAUUUUUUUGAAAAUAAAAUGAUGAGACUUGGUUGUUGUUAUAAAAUACGUAUGUAAAUAUUGUUCGUUUCUCAUUUCUCAAUAAAUUUUGAUUAAACAGAAA
This is a messenger RNA of Diabrotica virgifera virgifera (western corn rootworm), 950 nucleotides long. Its product is annotated as mast cell protease 1A-like. The transcript is spliced from 6 exons. The record is from RefSeq and is a predicted model, not a curated record. Bases 87 to 833 code for a protein of 248 amino acids. Gene Ontology annotation, biological process: proteolysis. Lineage: Eukaryota; Metazoa; Arthropoda; Insecta; Coleoptera; Chrysomelidae. Gene Ontology annotation, molecular function: serine-type endopeptidase activity.